Molecule: messenger RNA, 4038 nt
Organism: Conger conger (European conger)
Lineage: Eukaryota; Metazoa; Chordata; Actinopteri; Anguilliformes; Congridae
Gene: scaf4a
Product: SR-related CTD-associated factor 4a
Exons: 20
Coding region: 167-3553 (1128 amino acids)
Biological process (GO): negative regulation of termination of RNA polymerase II transcription, poly(A)-coupled
Cellular component (GO): nucleus
Molecular function (GO): RNA polymerase II C-terminal domain phosphoserine binding; RNA binding
Source: RefSeq, a predicted model, not a curated record
GAUUGUAGCAAUCCCAUCCUGCUCUGCGCUCGGCUCCAUACCCGCCGACCGUCUGCUGCUUACAACUGCUGGAAGCGGACAUGUUAGACCGGCCUAUCCGGAGAUAAACAUUGGCAAUAUUAGAGUGCUGGACGCUACAGAGGAAAGGUCGUAGAGACGGGAGACAAUGGACGCCGUCAACGCUUUCAACCAGGAGUUGUUCUCCUUGAUGGACAUGAAGCCACCCAUUUCUCGAGCGAAGAUGAUCGCCAUCACAAAGUCGGCCAUUAAGGCCAUUAAGUUGUACAAGCACGUCGUCCAGAUUGUCGAGAAAUUCAUCAAAAAGUGUAAGCCGGAAUACAAAGUCCCGGGCCUGUACGUGGUGGACUCCAUCGUGCGGCAGUCGCGGCACCAGUUCGGGGCAGACAAGGACGUCUUCGGUCCCCGGUUCACCAAAAACAUCAUGGGAACGUUCGAGAACCUCUGCCUGUGUCCCAACGAAGACAGGAGUAAGAUCGUGCGCGUGCUGAAUCUGUGGCAGAAGAACGGCGUGUUUAAGAUCGAGAUCAUCCAGCCGCUGCUGGACAUGGCUGCAGGUUCCAGCAGCGGUGGAGCCCUGCCUGACACAGAGAACCACCUUCCAGACCCAGGCUCCCCCUCUCCUCCAGUGCAGGCGGUCUCUGAGGCUCCAGUCAGCUCCAUGGUGCCUCGGCUGCACAACUCCGACGCCUUCGCCGCUGUCGCCCAGCUCUUCCAGUCCUCCCAGGGCCAGCAGCUCCAGCAGAUGCUGCAGACGUUCCAGCAGCCAGGCCGGCCCCAGUCUCCCGCCGUGGAGAACAGCGUGUUGCCCCAGCAACAGCGCCAGGGCCACGCCCCCGUGCCCGCCCCUGUCCCCGCCCCUCAGCACCCCCCCCUCGCCCCUCCCCCCAGGGAACAGAAGGCAGCCUUCGACAAGGUCACGAAACUUCUGGACCGCUUCGACUACGACGAUGAGCCGGAGGCGGGAGAGGACGCCAGGAAAGAGGACUCGACGGCGCCGCCUCCUUUCGGGUUCCCAGAGACGGGGCAGCAGCACCCCAACUUCCCCCACGCCCCCGCCCAGAUCCCCGCCCAUAUGGAGCACUUCCCCCCACACAUGAUGGGCCUGCCGCAAGACCCCGCCCAGCAGGUCUCUCUCCCUCCUAACGGACAGCUCCAGGGCUACAGCAUGCUGCAUGGCCAGGCCUUCCCCAUGAUGCAGCCCAUGGGCCAGUCCCUGCUGCAUCCCACAGCGCCCCCUGCCUACCCGGGGGUGUACCCUCCGCAGAACGAGGCCUUCGCCCAGCACCUGGCACAGCAGAGACAGAUCCAGGACGUGUCCAUGGAAGUAGAUCCGCCCUUGAACAAGGAAGGAAAGCAUCGGCCGGAUGGGCGAAAGUCCAGGUCCAGGUCAGCUUCCAGGUCGCCGAAGAGGAAACGGUCGCGGUCGAACUCUCGGUCGCGGAGGCCGCGGCACCGCAGGUCCCGGUCGCGGUCGCGGGACCGGCGUCGGCACUCGCCCCGGUCGCGGUCCCAGGAGAGACGGGAGCGCGAGAGGGAGCGGGAGCGGAGACAGAAGGGCCUGCCCAACCUGAAGAACGAGACGCUCAGUGUGUGCAGCACCACGCUGUGGGUGGGGCAGCUGGAUAAGAGGACACAGCAGCAGGAUGUGGCCUGUCUGCUGGAGGAGUUCGGCCAGAUCGAGUCCAUCAAUAUGAUCCCCCCCAGAGGAUGUGCCUACAUUGUGAUGGUCCACCGACAGGAUGCCUUCAGAGCCCUGCAGAAACUCAGCCGGGGCUCCUUCAAAGUCAACCAGAAAGCCAUUAAGAUUGCCUGGGCCCUGAAUAAGGGCAUAAAGCCAGAGUAUAAGCAGUACUGGGAGGUGGAGCUGGGGGUGACCUACAUCCCCUGGGCUAAGGUCAAAGUGGAGGACCUGGACAGCUUCCGGCAGGGAGGCAUGCUGGACUCUGAGACGCUCUGUCCAGAGUGGAAGGGUGCACUGACUGACGGAGAGAGGCCAGACGAGGUGGCGCAGAACGGCCGCUCAGACUCCGUACAGGUGGAGGAGAAACCCCCUGCUGCCCCAGUACAGGUGCCCCCUGUCCAGCCCAUGGGGGCAGUCGGAGCCAUUCAGCCCCCAGUGUUCCCCGCCCACAUGGGGCUGCCGCCCCCAAACUUCCCCCCCGGUGUGCCUCCCCCUCCGCCGCCCCCGUUCCUGAGGCCCGGGUUCAACCCCAUGCAGAUGCCCCCAGGAUUCAUGCCUCCGGGGCCCAUGCCCCCCCUGGGGUCCCCUCCUCCAGCCUCCUCCGUCAGCCUGCCUACCUCGGGAGGUCCUGGGGGCUUGGUGGAAGACCCCUCCAAGGACGUGUCGGGGGUGGGGUCCCGGAACAGCAACGAGGGGGCCGACGGCUCCAAACUGUACGGCUCUGUGCCUCCACAGAUGGGUAACCAGGUUGGCGCUCCGGGGAUGAACAUGCAGGUCCCGUCGGGGGGUCUCCUGGGGGCCCGCCCGGGCCUGAUCCCGCUGCAGCGGCCUCCAGGGCCCCCAGGGCCCCCAGGGCCCCCGGGGCCACCGCCCCCCCACAUGCACCGCUUCCCCCACCACCCGCCCCGCCCAAACAUGCCGCCCAUGCCCCCCCCUCCCAUGAUGCAUCGGGGCCCGCCCCCGGGCGGGUUCGGCAUGCCCCCUCCGCCCCCGCACCCCCACCCCAUCCGGGGCCCGCCCCCGCACCCCCACGGGCCCCCCUUCAUGCGCCCCCCCGGCGGGCCCCGGGGCCCCGAGGGCCCGGACGAGAGGGACGGGCGGCCCUUCCGAGGCGAGAGGCCCGGAUUCGGCCGGGACCGGGAGCAGGAGCGCUUCGGAGGGGGUGAGGGGAGGGGAGGGGGGAGGAGGCCGUUCGGAGGGGACCGCGAGCGUUUCGGGGGCCGGUCGGAGGACCCGGAGCAGAGGGGAGGGUGGGAGCGGGACGGAGAGCAGAGGGGACCGGGGUGGGAGAGAGAGAGGGAGCGACGGGACUGGAGGCGGAGCCCAGAACGGGAACGUGGCCCCGAACGGGAACGUGGCCCAGAACGGGAACGUGGCCCCGAACGGGAACGUGGCCCAGAACGGGAACGUGGCCCCGAACGGGAACGUGGCCCAGAACGGGAACGUGGCCCCGAACGGGAACAUGGCGGAGGGGGGCGGGACUUGGAGGACCGCCCCCCUCGCCGCCCCGCCCCGGGGCACAGGGACAGAGAACCGGGAACGCGGGAGAGGACCACGCGCUGGGACCGCGACGACCGCAGGGAGGCCACGGCGACCGCCGAGGAGGGCGAGGCUCCCAGCAUGCACCGGGGCGAGCCGGCCCCCUCCGAACCUCCCCCGGACCCCGCCGAAGAACCGCCCCAACCCGAAUCACAGCCACAGCCACAGCCCCAGCCCCAGCCCGAACCCGAACCCGAACCCGAACCCGCCCCCGCCCCAAAACAGCCCCCACAGGAAACACUGGAGCCGCAGGCUGCCCAGCCCGGCCUGACGACUGAACCGCCCGGGGAACCGCAGGAGGGCCAAUCGUGACCGAGCACCGGCACGCGCUCAGACUCGCAGUGCGCAUCCAGGACGCCCGCGAGUCAUACUGCACUCGGGAAACACAAAACAUUUCUCUUCCGGGAAGACGUGGAAAGCUGCUGUUCCACGGUGUCCCACUUCUGCGGAACUUGAAUGUCGUAUGAAAACAAAAAGAGAAAGAGAGCCAAUCGCGCUGUAAAUACGCUUAAGCCACUCAGCACCAUAUUUGUAGUUUUUUUGGGGGAAGCGUUUUGUUCAGGCCCCUUUGUGUUGCAAAAACGGAAUAUAGAAAAUGUAUGGAAUCAAAUGCAAAACCGACAGUAAGGCCCUUUUUCCGUAAUGUUUUUUAACUUUAACUGUUUACAACUCAUGGGAUGUGAGAUGUUUCUAUAAUUUUUAAGUUAAAAAUAAAAAAAAGACAAAACAUGAAAUUAAAUCUCCUCCAAUAUUUCAGCAUUAGGGAUUUUGUUUUUAAUAAACUAUUUUCGUACCAA